AUGAACGCCUCCGCCCUCCUCCAGUCCCAAGGCUGGCUGGGCAAAGGCCACUCCCUCGACUCCCACCGCUUCGGUUCCUCCUCCACUAUCCCAACCCAAUCCGGCCGAAAUGCCCGCGGCCUGGUGAACCCCCUCCUCAUAUCCCGUAACACCGACGGCCGCGGCAUAGGCAACAAGACGCACUACACCUCUGACCAGUGGUGGCUCUCGGCUUUUGACCAGAAGCUCAAGGGGUUGGACACGACAAACUCGAAGGAGGGUAUUACCCAGACUGUCACGGAGGGGAAGCUGGAUGCGGUGGGGAGGGUGCAGGAGGGGAAGUAUACCGGUACCAAGGGGCUGUAUGCGUUUUUUGUGAAGGGGGGUUUGUUGGAGGGGACGGUGGAGGUUGGGUUGUUGGGGGAGAGUAAGGAGGGGACUGCGACGCCUGAUGGGGGGAGUGAGAGUGGUGGGGGGUUUUCGUUGAGGCAGCAAUUGGCGGCGAAGAGGGCGAAAAGAGAGGCGAAGAAGGCGGGGAUGACGAAGGAGGAGAGGAAAGCAAGGAAAGAGAAGAAGGAGGCGAAGAGGUUAAAACGGGAGGAGAAGGUAAGGAGGAGAAAGGAAAAGGAGGAGAGGAAAAGGGAGAAGGAGGAGAGGAGGAAAAGGAAAGAGUUGAAGAGGAGGAGGAGGGCGGAGAAGGAUAAGAAGGAGAAAUGA
Podospora bellae-mahoneyi is the source of this 696-nucleotide messenger RNA. RefSeq lists its product as uncharacterized. The transcript has a single exon. The record is from RefSeq and is a predicted model, not a curated record. NCBI's taxonomy places the organism in Eukaryota, Fungi, Ascomycota, Sordariomycetes, Sordariales, Podosporaceae. Bases 1 to 696 code for a protein of 231 amino acids.